Molecule: messenger RNA, 804 nt
Organism: Diutina rugosa
Lineage: Eukaryota; Fungi; Ascomycota; Pichiomycetes; Serinales; Debaryomycetaceae
Exons: 2
Coding region: 1-804 (267 amino acids)
Source: RefSeq, a predicted model, not a curated record
AUGGCGACAUAUCUGCCUCCGGGACUCCUCCGUCCAAUUCCAACAUCGUUGGUUCGUGGUGACUUCCUUGGUACCCCUACCCCAGUUCCUUAUUAUCCCCCGCUGUGCCUCGACGAAGUGGUCAAUGAUGCCUUUCUCCAAGCGAUUGGUGUCCUCAAAGACGCCAGCAAAAUAGAGAAAGUGGAACUGUUUCGUCGAUUCAUUGAGGGUAUUCACUGCCAGGAAAACUUGGAGUUUUUAGUGGCUAUUUACACCUACGAUUACUACUACGAAAAGCUUGUGCCGGAAGCCACUAAGCAAAUGAAGGGUUCUGAAACUCUCUCCAAGCAGAUCCUGUUACACUCGACUACCACGAGCACCGGCUUCAUGCCAGGCUUCGACGAUGACGACAUUGACUUUGUCCAUCAGUCGCCUGAGAACCUGCCAGCGUCACUGGACGUUUCAGAAGAUCCUUAUGAGAUGGACGUGACCCAUGUCCAGUUUCUCAACAACAUGUGGCGGGAUAUUUUGUCCACCUUCAUCUUGGAUGAUGCCGCAAAGCAAAUCAAUCUCAGCGCCUCUCACUAUGACGAGGUUUUGGAACACCUGGUGGCUGACACUGCCAUCACUGCCACCGUUUCAGCUGCAGACGGUGACCCUGCUGGUUCUGCUGGCUCAAACGUUGACUCCCAAGAGUCGCAAGCUUGUUACUCCCGACGUAAUGCUGAUCCUGUUACUGCUGCUGCUUUGGAGCCAGAUCCGUCGGCUGCUGCUGUUACCGCUGCUGAAGAACAACUCGCGUCUGACACUGCCGUUAUCGGUUGA